Botrytis deweyae is the source of this 3337-nucleotide messenger RNA. RefSeq lists its product as uncharacterized. The transcript has 6 exons. The coding region runs from base 1 to 3201 and encodes 1066 amino acids. The record is from RefSeq and is a predicted model, not a curated record. Gene Ontology annotation, molecular function: protein binding; nucleic acid binding. NCBI's taxonomy places the organism in Eukaryota, Fungi, Ascomycota, Leotiomycetes, Helotiales, Sclerotiniaceae.
AUGUCUUCAGAAGAGCGUAAAUGCUCAAAAUGUCCUAACGCACCGGAGAACACUCAGCACUAUACAAACUCCUGCAAGAAACAUUGGCAAUCUUGGAAAGACCAAGUCUGUGACAUUUGUUUCAGUCCCGACCAUUCAUGUUCACUCUGUCCCGAGUUGAAUGGCAACCAAUAUACUAUUUGUAGCAUUUGCGGACAUCUUCAUAGCCAAAUAGCGUGUUCUUUCAUAGAAGCUCCUGAUCCUAUGCAAUAUACGAAAGAGAAGUAUGAAGCAUACAUGAGACAAAAUCCCCCAAAGAAUCAGCCACAAAUAGUCCCGUCGACUUCAUCUGCAGGCCCUUCGCAAAGUGUACCCUCAACGGCAACCUCUGGGCCACAAGUUCAAUCCCAUGCAACUCAAGCUCAGCCUCUCCCACCCGGCUCGAUCAAACUGGUCGCAGAUUUCAUUCCACCAGCAAAGACAGCAAAAGAAGUUGAAGAAGAGAAACGGGCAAGUGGUUUUCAAAAAUUGGUCCAUCGUCAGGCGACAGCUGUUGAAAAUACAGGCGCUCAUCUGCCUGCUCCUGUUCAGUCCAACUACUUCAAAGUCACCUUCAACUCCGAUCUUGAUCUGCGAAGAUACAGGAUUCACCUCGACAAAAUCGAUAAAAAAAAUGUUGUCAAGCGUGAGCUUCGUCGUACUUUGAUCGAAGAGCUACUCCUACAAGUUCCUCCUUCGGGAAUUUGGGUUUCGGACUACUCGGAGUACAUUGUCUCCGUCGGCAAGCUUUAUGAUGAGUUAACUGAUGUGCCAGGAGCGACUGUCGAGAUUACUCAUCAUCGUCAUGGUCGAGAUCAAACCUGGGUUCCAAUGCAUAGCCUCAUUGUUUACGAAGGCCCUUUUCAAAGAGAUGCUUUAAACACACAUGUGUCUUCGAGCGGUUCGACAUUCGUACCAGAUGCGGAUCUUAGGAUGCUGAACAUUAUCUCAUGGUUUAGAAUCAACGGCUACGCUUCACCGCAUGCACCAUUGUUUGAUGGAUUCCGGGUGGGAAAUAGAUUCUAUCCUAGUGUUGGGGGUGUAAUUCCUUACCAUAAGGUGCCAUUGGAUGGUGACGCGAAAUUCCUAAUCAGAACUGGCUUCUAUACAUCGAUGCGGCCAGCUGUUGGAUCGGUGCUGCUGAAUGUCAACACCGUAACCUCAGCCUUUUUCCCUCCGGUAAUACUGAGUACUUGGAUUCGGUUGUUUUGGCAGCAAGAAAUUCCGCCAGUCAAUGAACGAAGUAAUCUUAUAGGCCUUCGAGUCACUUUUGUUGGUGAUGGUGCGAAUCCUAAAACGAGAGUCAUUCGUGAUGUCAAUGGUUCAGAUGUUAGUCAAGUCACUUUCACACCUAGAGAUGCCAACGGAACCCCAGGCCAGGUUACCUCUGUUUAUGACCACAUGAGAAAUAAAUAUCGAUUGUUGAGAUUCAAUUCCUCUGCCUGCUGUUUGAAUAUGGGGACAGCAACCUACCAGAAAUGGUAUCCGGCCGAUAACCUGCGAAUUGUUGCCGGGCAAAUCUUCAAAAAGAUUCUUCCGGAUGAUUUGGGAAGUUCGAUGAUAAAGAUUGCUCAGUGUGAGCCCGAAAGCAGCAAGAGAUUAAUCCUCAACGGGGCAUUGCCGUCUCUGGGAAUUCCAGCUACCACGGGUUCCUUCUCGCAAUUCGGCCUCAGUAUUAAUGAUGAGUUUGUAGAGGUUGUUCCGAAAUACCUUCGUCAGCCCAUACUGGAAUUUGGCGAAGGGUCCCAGUUUCGCAUAUCCACGCAACCAAAGAACAAAUCUUCCUGGAUGCUCAAGGAUAACGAUCGUAUUUUCAGGUUUGCUGACACUGGAAAUUCGAUUCCUAAUCUGCAUAUCAUUCGGCUCAGGUCCCACGACAAUGCUAGUGUAGAUCAAGUGAGGAAAUUUGCCCAAGAUCUCGGAUGGAAAAUUGGAAACUAUGGUGUCACGCUCACAGGCAGUGCAAUUAUCUCCGAUGCUUCGUCCUCGCCAAAUAGGCGGCUCUUUUGUGCUAGACUUGAUGGAGCCCUAAGAACUUUGCGUUCAAGAAAUGGUAAUAGAAAAUCGAGACUUCUUCUUGUAGUAGUCCCCGACAGGGAUAUAUGUACCUAUGCAAAUAUAAAGUGGUGGGGUGACUGUGUCGCUGGUAUCCCGACAAUUUGCAUCACCAAAAAAGUGCUUACCAAAGGGAAGUUUUUCAACAAUAGAUUUAAACGGGACAUUGGAGUUAUCUCUAAUAUCAGUCUCAAGAUAAACUUCAAAUCGGGAGGUACUAGCCAUUUCCUUAACGACGUGGCAAGUCAAAGAAUCUUCUGGGCUGGUGCGAAGGCAAACACGAUGAUCGUUGGAGCAGACGUUUCGCAUGCUGGUAAAGGUAGGGAUGCGACGUGUCCUUCAAUGGCAGGGGUCGUAGCUACUUGUGAUCAGCUAUGCUCUCAAUACUUUGCAUCCGCUCGCCUUCAAGAAAAUAACACCGAGUCGAUCGCAGACCUAGCCGACAUGAUUGGAGAACGCCUUGACAAGUACAGGACUGCGAAUAAUAAUUCUCUACCAGAACAUAUACUCUUCUAUCGCGAUGGUGUGAGCGAAAGCCAAUAUGGAAUGGUUGUGAACGAUGAAAUUCCUCUCAUCAAAGCUGGAUGCAAGGCGGCAGGUGGAAGAGGCGGAAGAGGCGGUAAUUGGUGCCCAAAAAUUACUCUGCUAGUAGUCGGAAAGCGUCAUCACACCCGCUUCUUUCCCAAAUUAGCGAAAAACGACCAAUACAACAACAACCUUUCAUCCGGCUUGGUGAUUGAUUCCGGGGUAGUUACACCUAAUCAUUUCAGUUUCUAUCUUCAGAGUCAUGAUAGCGCACUUGGGACAGCAAGAAGCGCACAUUACAUUGUCAUCAUAAAUGAGAGUGAUUACACACCGGAGCAGAUUCAAGAGACGACGAACACUAUCUGUUUCACGGGCUCUAGGGCAUUUAAAGCUUUGUCUGUUUGUACGCCGGCCAAAUACGCGGAUAUUCUAUGUGAUCGCAUGCGUUGCUAUAUGAAGCCGGCUCUGGACAAUGACUUCGCUGCUACUUCUCCAAAUGACUUGACUUUCUAUCGAAACAACACAGGAAUUUGGAUUGAUCCUCAACAGAAUAGAACCAAUCCCUGGCAUCCUGAUCUUAACGAUCUGAUGUUUUAUCUCUGAUUUCACAACAGAUUAGAUUACCUCGGGAUCCUUGACUGUUUUUAAAUCUUCUACGGUCUUUUACACAUCGAUGAAAGGGUGUUGUGGCAGGUAUGCCAAUCUUUCUGGGUCUGGGUUUGAGUAUGCGAUCGAGCUG